This is a messenger RNA of Phaedon cochleariae (mustard beetle), 2327 nucleotides long. NCBI's taxonomy places the organism in Eukaryota, Metazoa, Arthropoda, Insecta, Coleoptera, Chrysomelidae. The record is from the annotation of a GenBank genome assembly.
CAUUCAGUGCCAAAAUGUCGUUCAAAUUCAGUGAACUUAUCGUUUUGGUGGUUUUGUUUUUCAGUGGAGUAUCGCCACAGGAGUUAAAAAAUAAAAUUUGUAUUGAGAACUACAACGUUGAUGCCUGCAACAAUAUAAAAAGAAAUCAAAUUUAUGGAUGUACGGAGCAUAUAGUUUCUAAAACUGACUGUUUCUUGAAUAUAGACAGAGGACUUUCACAAAUAGCUCUCGUAUAUCCAGAACAAGCUCUUUUGGCUGCACCUUUAGUUUCUGACAGAGUUGUUGUUAUUGGAACGGUAAAAGCAAAAAAUCCACCAUACCAAACGGUAGUGAUUGUUCGCAAGCCGUUUAGGGGAGGUUUCGAAAAUCUGCGAGGCAAACGCUUCUGUCACCCUGGCUACAAACACGACGAACUGGUCACAAAGUACGUGCUGGAAGAGUUCGAAUCCAAAAUACUGAGUGUGAACGGCAAUUUCUGCGAUGCUGCUGGCAACAUCACCCUAGUUGAAAAAAGGAUAAGGUCUCUGGCGAACUUUUUGGGCAAUAGCUGCAAACCAGGCAUUUGGACUGAAGAUGAAGUCUUGGAUAGGAAAUUGAAAUCCAAAUACUCCAGUCUAUGUGAACUCUGUGGUUCAAGAAAAUGUGAUACGGAAUACCAAGUUCCUUUCAAAGAUACUCUGAACUGUCUUCAGGAUAAACCAGGAGAAAUAGCACUAACUACUCUUAAAGAUGCUCGAAUUUUCUUCAAUAAUUCCAAUAAUAUAAGAGACUUUCAAUAUCUUUGUCGUAAUGGAACUGUUAGCGAUGGAGAUGCCCAGAAUCCUUGCACUUGGACUCAACAACUUGAUCGAGUGAUAAUAACCGGAAAGGAGUAUGAAGGAACCGCUCGGAGUUUUCUAACAAAUCAUUUGGCAUCUCAAAGUGUUGGAGACCUGCAAUUACAGAGUAUAGAACUAGGGGACUCUCUGAGGAAAGUUUUGGAGAUAGAACGAAGCGAUGAGAUAAUUCUUCACGGUACUACGUCAUCGUUGAAAACAUAUGUAGAAAGUCGCAGAUCUAUACCCGACGUUACCGAUAACAUCCAAUGCAACACAACAGUAAAAUGGUGCACUAUGAACGAAAACGAACAACAAAAAUGUCGCUGGUUGCGACAAGCAACCCUUAACGCAGGACUCCAACCUGUCAUAGAGUGCGUGCAAACCUCUGAAAAUAACACCAUCUCUUGCCUGAGUACCAUCCAGUCUGAGGAAGCAGACAUAGUUUUUACUGAUGUCAACUAUGGAUACAUAGCUUUGCAGAAAGGACUCUCAGUAGUAGCUUAUCCUGAAACUGACAAUAGACAGCUUUCGGCAAUAGUGAUUGUACUACGAAAUGAUACUACUGACGUUAAAAGUUUCAAAGACCUAAGAGGGAAAUCUGCUUGUUUGCCAGAAUAUGGUGGAAAAGAGUGGCUUGUAUUCAUCGAUUUCAUGAGGAGUAAAGGAAUUAUGCCGAGAGGUUUCAAUUAUGAAAAAUUAUUCAGCGAUUUUGUUGGUGACAGUUGCGUUCCUGGUGCCAUAUCUGAAGACUACAAAAUCGAGGAAAACAUUCGUAAUAAAUUGUGCGCUCAUUGCAUUCCAGAAUCUAAUAGGCUAACCGCCAAGUAUUGUAAUGCUGAUCAAGAUAACAAGUACUAUACAAGUGAUGGAGCUCUGCGUUGUCUCCUGGAGACAAAUGCAACAUAUGCUAUAAUAACUGUAAAUGAUGUGACCGAAUUCUAUGACACCUCCAUGUUCCGAGUGCUCAGCAAAAAUGGAACCCUUUCGAAACUCCCAGGAAUCUAUAAUCUUGACGAAGAGGCACCGCUCAAUAUUAUCACUGCUGGAGAAGUUGUAGCGAAAAAUGAUACCAGGAAAAAAGCUGAUAUUGUAUUGCUUCUGAGAGAUAUUGAAGUAAAAUUCGGAGAAAGUUUGAGGAAAACAUUCAAAGUAUUUGAGGAAUUCAACAAAACCAAAGAUUUAAUUUUUCCUGACUCUACCCCAGGAUUGACAUUUGAUGGAUCUGAAAUCAAGUAUGUGGAGAACUUCAAGAAUUUACUCAGAAAUAGCGAGAGACAUUUGAUCGACCCUAAUUCACAUGCUUCAUACCCUGUAAUACCAUCCACUAUUUUAAUGUUGAUUGGAUUCUUCAUCUUGAGGUUUUAGUAUCAAGGGUUGAAUUAUUUUGUUUUUUCUGUAAUGCUUCGAGUUCUAUUUUUAGGUAUCACUCAUAUGUUUCAUUUUGUUUAUUGAUAAUUAUUUAUUAUUUCUUGAACAGUUAAUUGGAUGAAGAAUAAAUAUACUUGUCAU